This is a messenger RNA of Rhineura floridana, 3647 nucleotides long. RefSeq names its product methyltransferase like 25 (gene METTL25). The transcript is spliced from 12 exons. The coding region runs from base 397 to 2328 and encodes 643 amino acids. The record is from RefSeq and is a predicted model, not a curated record. NCBI's taxonomy places the organism in Eukaryota, Metazoa, Chordata, Lepidosauria, Squamata, Rhineuridae.
UGCUCUUACCCUCCCGGAUGCUCCCCCGUACCAGACGCGGGUCCUUUCUCCACGGUCGUUUCCGGCCCGGGCGAGCCCGCGACUUCUCUGUUCCCUCAUCUUUCUUGGAGCUCGGCGAAACCUUGUUCUUCGCUUCCGGCGCCAUCAGCCAUCCGCUCUGUUGGGUUUCGUCGCGCGCCGAAUACGUCAUCAAACCAGCGCCUACUUCGCUUCAGUUGUGGGACCAAAGGUAUGGCUUUAUGUCGGUGCUAGAUUUGCUUUGCCUGAACAGAGCGAGCGAGCACCUUAGAGACGGAAGCCAACUCGUGGCGACAGGCACUUUCAAUCGCACGCCGAGUUGUUUCACUCCAACACACCUCUCUACGAUUGGCGCUCAGGCCAUCCUUCCUGCUCGCGAUGUCGUGGCAUGGCCACGAGGCUUCUACGGUCUCUCGCAGGACUCACCAUCCUUUGCCUCCGGAGCUGUCGGCGGAGAUGGUGGUAGCGCGACUACGGUCGGUGGCACACUUUCUGCAGCGGAUGCUGCCGCUGUGCCGGGCUCACACGGUAGAGUUUUAUACGCGCGGCCUGUGGGAGAAGAUGGUGGCGCUUCCCCCGGAGGCGGUCCUGGAAGCUCUGAGCGGGGAGAAGCUUCAGCGACUCCUGGAAAAACCGCCCCUACAGCGCCCUUUGGAGGAAGCCGCCGAUAACUGUAAGUUUUACAACAUUUUCUGUGAAAAUUCUCAGAGGCUAAUCAACGUGCAGGCUUUUGCCCUAGCUGCUAAAUAUUACUCCAUGCCAAACCUUGGGGUGUGUAUCGCAUUAGAACAGAUGCUAGAAGCACUGAAUGGGACACAGCAGCCUAGGUCAGAUGUAGAGAUAAAAACAGAUGACUUCAUGAAUAAUAAGAAGUCACAUGAAGUGCAGUUGAUGUCGGAGUUAGUUGAUGGCAUUGCAAAGUAUUGUGGCUUAAACCAGGUUAUUGAUCUGGGCUCUGGAAAAGGCUACCUGAGCUCCUUCUUGUCGUUGCAGUAUAAUCUAAAGGUUUAUGGAAUUGAUUCCUCAAACACAAACACCCAUGGAGCUAAUGAAAGGAACAGGAAAUUGAAGAAACACUGGAGAGCCUAUCAAAGACGGGGAAGAGCAAAUGUCAGAGAGCAAGUGUUGGGAGAGGCAAAUGAAAAGCCAGAGCAAGAUAAAGAGAAAUGUAAAGAAAAUAUUGGUGAAAAGCUCUUAAGUACUAAUAACAGUCUUCAAAGUCAGGCCCAGGUGGCUGCUCCAGAUUCUGUUCUUUUUGAAACAGCUGAUGUUUUCAGUGACUAUGAUAAGUGUAUUACUAACACACAAUAUGAACUUCACUCGGGGGCUCAGCUGCAGCCCGAUGAGAAUAACAUUCCAGAAAAUGUAUUUCUAAGUAUUCUGCCUGCUGAUGCUGUGGAAACUGACUAUUCAACCAGAAGUAAUUGCAGGGAGCUCUGUGAAGAGGAGAAAGAACGAAGAAAAAUGGCUUCCCUUAAAGAGAAAGCAAGCAGGUCAAAAGAAGCCAACAUAUAUUCUCCAUUAACAUCAUACAUCACUGCAGAAACAGAGCUACGUGAUAUUGUUGAAGAUCUGGAGGACUGUGUAAUGGUGGGUCUACAUACCUGUGGUGAUCUUGCUCCGAGCACCUUGCGACUUUUUACUGCUAAGCCUGAAAUCAAGGCGGUUUGCAGUGUUGGUUGCUGCUACCAUCUGCUGUCAGAGGAGCAUGAAACUCAGAAAGAUGGCACUCAUGGAAUAUUGGGUUUUCCCAUGAGCCGGUAUUUAAAGGAAGAGGGCUGGUUCUGUGGUCGCAAUGCCAGAAUGGCAGCCUGUUUGGCUCUUGAACGAGUAGCAGUUGGCCAAGUGUUGCCUACAGAAUCUUUGUUUUAUCGAGCUGUUCUCCAGGUUAUUGCAGAAGAAUUUUAUGGAGUCAAAAGGAGUGAUCGUAAUAUUGGGAAAGUAUAUUCUAAAUCAUCUUCUUUCUUGGAUUAUGCUCGAAAAGCUUUAAAAAAGCUUGAGCUUGAUGAGUCAAAGAUUUCAGACAGCCUCAUAAUGGAGUACUUUGAAAAAUACAAGCAUAGAAUGAAUGAGCUGGAAGCUUUUAAUAUGUUGAAAGUUGUUCUGGGACCUUGUAUUGAGGUACUGAUACUUCUUGAUCGUCUCUGCUAUCUCAAAGAACAGGACAACAUUGCCUGGUCUGGACUGGUAAAGUUAUUCGAUGCCAUAAAAUCCCCCAGAUGCUAUGCAGUUGUGGCUGUGAAGAAACAGACUUUCACAUGCAAGAAGAUUGAUCUAAAGCUGGGAACUGAUGCUGCGGUUGUAUUUUAAAUUUGAGUUUUUUUUUUACAAUUAUUCUACAGUAAUUAACUAUUCUGUUAAUGGCUUAUUUUUAUUUUAAAUUUAUAAAUCAUUUUCAAAUGUACCAGAAAAAUAAAUUUCAACUGUUGUUUAUAUGCCACCAAGUGUCUGCAACAUGAAAUGUGAAUUUUACCUUCGCAAUAUGUGGAUGGUAGGACUGAGCUGUACCAUUCCUAUGAAAAAUGAGUAAAGCAAGGACCAGAAGAAAAAGAAUGCAAAGAUCCAUAAUUAGAUCUCCCAAUUAAAAACUUUUAGAUUAAAAUGCACCCCCACCCUGAAGUUACUCUUGGUUCCUUCAGAAGGGUGGUUUUGAUUUCUUAAAAAGCCACUCUGGGAAAGAAUUAAAUGUCUCCUUUCACUUGGCCACUGUCCCAUUCUGUUUUGGAUCCUCCUGAAACUGCCUUUAAUUUUUUGAUUAAAAAAGUUAAAGUGUUCCAAUUCCAGAUUUCCUGUAUCAUAUCUAUCCUCUGGCUGAGACACCUUCAGUGCCACUUCAGCCUUUCAGGGACAAAGGUCAUUUCCAUCUCUUCUGUCUUAUCAAGACUAAAUAGAUUGUAGCUACCUUCUCAUUCAGCUUAGCCUGCUGUGAAACUGUGUGUGAGAAGAAGCAACAGGGAGCUUGUGAUUGUCUUGUUUUAUUGCCUAAAAUAGAAGAGUACAGCAGAGUUGUUGUUGGACUAUAAAGGACUACAAAUACCGCAGUGGAUAUUGGAAACAAGAAAGGUGAUAAAUUAAUGCCCUAAAGAGCUCAGCCAUGGAAGGCUGGGGAAGCAUCCAUUACUGUGACACACAACUUUUUUUGUGAAAUGGUAUACCCCAUGUAUGCUGCACUGCCAUAGAGUAAUAAAAUGUGACCAAUAUGGUCCAUUUCACACAUUACAUGGCAACAUGUUGAUCAGAGUAUUUAUAUGCGGCAGGAAGCUGUGACUAAUCCUAGCCCUCUGGCUCAUGCACUUGUGCUGUACAUGCAAUGGUGAACAUCUGUUUAUAAUUUUUUGUGUACAUAUGUAAAAUAGGGUAGUACCCAGUGGUAUCCCCUCUGCUAACAGAAGGCCUCCAUCAGCAGAACAGGGAGGGGACUUCCGGGAAGGGUGACUUAGCCUGUGCCUGCUUUUGAGACGGGCUCCUGCCUCAAAAGAAGCUUAUUCAGAUAUAUCAGUCAGUUUUUUCUUUUUUUUUUGACUGAUUAAACUUCUCCCGGGUAGGGAGAAACGAAGAGAUUAACCUCAAAGCCUAUUUUUGUUGGGACGACCAGAUCUCAUUAAUUUAUGGGACGAGGUCCAGCCGAC